Molecule: messenger RNA, 1572 nt
Organism: Ipomoea nil (Japanese morning glory)
Lineage: Eukaryota; Viridiplantae; Streptophyta; Magnoliopsida; Solanales; Convolvulaceae
Product: zinc finger protein-like 1 homolog
Exons: 9
Coding region: 204-1244 (346 amino acids)
Cellular component (GO): Golgi apparatus
Source: RefSeq, a predicted model, not a curated record
UAUGAAAAGUGAAGCCCCGAAAGUAAAUAAAAAAUGCUCAAAAUAAUCACAUACAAAUCUCAUGAGUGACGAAGAUGCUGUGAAUGUGUUUGAUCUCCCAAUUUCCAAUUCGGCUAAGCUAAAACCUCAGGGAGAAAUACAAAAAAAUUCUUCGCUAUAGAAAAUUGAUCUCAAAUUUCUUCAGCUCCAAUUGAUCAGCUACAAUGGUGGUCUGUAAAUGCCGAAAGGCGACUAAGUUGUACUGUUUUGUACAUAAGGUACCUGUAUGUGGAGAAUGCAUAUGCCUUCCAGAACAUCAAAUAUGUGUGGUCCGAACCUACUCUGAAUGGGUCAUAGAUGGAGAUUAUGAUUGGCCUCCAAAAUGUUGUUCCUGCCAUGAUGUGCUCGAAGAGGCAACUGAUACUCAACCUAUCCGAUUGGGUUGCUUGCAUGUAAUACAUAAAAAUUGCUUCAUAUCACAUAUUAAAGGUUUUGCACCACACACUGCUCCAGCUGGAUAUGUGUGUCCUGCCUGUUCAACUGCAAUAUGGCCUCCUAAAAGUUUCAAAGAUUCAGGAUCUCGUCUUCAUUCAAAACUGAAAGAGGCAAUUCUGCAGACUGGUAUGGAGAAAAAUUUGUUUGGAAAUCAUCCUGUUUCAUUGCCAGCAACAGAUUCUCGAAGUCCUCCACCAGCUUUUGCUUCAGAUCCGUUGAAGCAAGUUUCUACAGCUGACUCUAGUAGUAAAGACAUUGAAGGAUACAUAGCUCCCCCUGCAACAGGUUCUGCCAAACCUUCGGCCAUAGACAUAGAUGACCCCAGCUCAGCUACUUCACCUCUGUCCAAUCAUGAGUCCAAUUUCAUUAAGAGCACAAGCCCACAUGGCCCUGGUGCUACUACACGAAAGAGCACGGUGCAAGCUGAUAAACAAAACUCUGAAGUUUCAUAUUAUGCUGAUGAUGAAGAUGGAAACCAGAAAAAGUACACAAAAAGGGGUUCAUUCCGACAUAAGCUUCUUAGGUCAUUGCUGCCUUUCUGGUCAAGUGCAUUACCAACACUACCUGUAACUGCACCUCCACGAAAAGAAACAUCAAACACUGAUGAUGUGCCAGAAGGUCGUACUCGACAACAUAGAUCUUCAAGAAUGGAUCCAAGAAAAAUUCUCCUCAUUAUAGCAAUCAUGGCUUGCAUGGCAACAAUGGGCAUCCUGUACUAUAGAAUUGCACAGAAUGGUUUAGAGGAGCUCCCUGAAGAUGAGCAGCAGUGACUCACCUUACAAGCUAUGUUGCAGCUUGAUCGGUGGUGUAUCAUUUGAAAGAUCAAAAUGUUCCUUGUCAGAUGCCAUUUUUUCCCCCUUUAGCUCUUCUUGGUUGGGGAUUUCGUGGCAACUCUUGAAUUCAAUUUGUGGAAAUAGCAAUGGUUGGUUGUUCAGUCAGUUAAAGAGAACUCACAGGACAGAAUUAUUGUGUCUUUUAUUGCUGAUCUUCUUACGUCUUAUAACAUCAUCAUCUUUACUUUAUUCUUAAUUUUCCAUUUAAUCUAAAAGAUGGUGACUCCAGUUCAUUUCAGUAUGUGACUAUCUCUUUGCUUCUCAA